Molecule: messenger RNA, 282 nt
Organism: Klebsormidium nitens
Lineage: Eukaryota; Viridiplantae; Streptophyta; Klebsormidiophyceae; Klebsormidiales; Klebsormidiaceae
Source: the annotation of a GenBank genome assembly
AUGCUCACUCGAUACGAGGCGAUGCUCGGCGGGGAGGUGGCCCCCGUUUCCGCCGACGACGAGAGCGUCUAUAAGACCCUGGACAAGCGCUUCGUGGACCACUGGGCGUUUCAGGGGGAGAUGGGCGGAAGCCAUAUCGCCACUCAGAUGUACUCUUCCUGCGGCAGGGUGUAUGAUAGAGUACGCAAACGGUUGCGCAAGGAGUUGAAGGAUGUUGGCAACGACAAGAAAAAGGCAAAGAAAUUGGUAAGACCUGAUUUCAAGCCCCAAGAACUACAAUAA